GGACUUCACGCGCACGGCCUUAGUUUCGUACCAGAGUUUGGUUAUCGAAUACGCGGCCUGCUCAACGACAUAGCUGAUGUUGAUAUUCAACAAAAGUUAAAGUGUUAGAGAAUUAUUGAUAGUGCAAACACAGCAACUCUCCUCCCCGCUACAAGUACAACCUUUUGAGCAGUUUACAAACCUGACCGCGCACAUAGUACAAAUCCUUCGUAAAGAAAAGAGUCACUUCGUGUGAUGACCUCAACAAAGACAAAGAAAGAGGACGAAUACUUGGAAGAAAAAGCACUAGAAAUAAAAUAAGUGGAAAAAAAGCAAAUUGAAAUUUCAUUUCUUUUUACUGCCUUUGGUGCUAGUCGACCUACAGUACACGCACUCUACUUCCGCUAACAAGUACACUUACCCUGAAAUGAAAAAGCACUUACCCGUUCGGAAAGAAAACGAUCAGGACAAUAAUUCUAGCUCUACUACCAAUCGAAGUAGAGCAGGAGCUAGUACCACGACAAGAAAGAGUACUAGUUGUAACUACGGAAGUAGUAGCAGCAUCAUGCAACCCGCCGGUGGGCGCCGCGAGCGGAAGCGGCUCGAGAAGGAGCUGGCGGAUAUGCGGGAAAAAAACAAGGCGGGCGGAGGCGUGGUCGCGGACGCGAUUGGUGAGAACAUCCAAAUUUGGGAAGGGGUGAUUCAGGGACCGGAGGACACGCCCUACUUCGGCGGGGUAUACAAAAUCCAGAUCGAGAUUCCCGACGACUACCCCUACAAUCCACCAAAAAUGAAGUUCGUCACCAAAAUAUGGCACCCGAAUAUCAGGUACGGAAAAAUAAAGCCGUUUUUGUUCAUAUUCCGGCACGAUGUGGUUCAAAAUGAAAUUGCAAAUAAGUGGGUGUUUUUCAUUUUCUUGUUCUUGAUACUAGUGAAGAUUGUCGCACACGACAAGAAGUUCAACACCAGAAGAUACAAAACUAAAAAUACUUUCAUAUUCCAGCUCCCAAACCGGUGCAAUCUGCCUGGACGUUUUGGGCAAAGAGUGGAGUCCGGCUUUGUCAAUACGGACCGCGUUGCUGUCCAUCCAGGCACUCUUGUCCGCCGCAGAACCGGACGACCCCCAGGACGCCGAGGUGGCGAAAAUGUACAAGAGCAACCGGACACAGUUCAACGAAACGGCAAAAUACUGGUGCGAAACGUAUGCGCAGGAGAACGCGAACGCGAAGGAAUCCAGCUACGCAAAUCCGCACCAACCAAAAAUCGACCAGAUCAUGGAGAUACGGAGUGAGCAAAAGUAUCGUACGACUACGUAUGUAAAAAAGUUCCUCAGGCCCAAAAAUGCAAUGAUAGGCGCUAGGCCUGUAUAAUAUCGUGCAUGUCUGCAAUAGCAAUUAGUUUGAGUACGAGCUAGUGCGAUACUUUUGCACAGGAUAGGAGAUGGGAUUUUCCGAAGAGCAGGCAAAAACGGCCCUAGCGAACAACGGGAUGAAAUUAGAAGAGGCGGUACAGAGUUUGCUUUCCUAAAUGUAGAAGCUCGCCGCUGGUCGUGGGAUAGGUACAACGCGGGAUUCGUAUUAUAACGGUUUCCGAACAAGAGUUAGAGGUUUACUGGUUUUGUAUUUUCGACGACUUUAAUGUAGUGCGCGUGCGCCUUCUUUAUCUUCUUUCUUUUGGAAAUGUAGAGGGAGUGUAGCUUUAUUGUCUGACGGGACAAAUUUCUGAAAGAUGAUCCGGUAUCUCCAAUGAAGACAGACGCUUUGCCGUCGCGAAAUUACCAGUGGUUGGCGUGGUUUACUCUGUACGUUUUUAAUCGAGCUUUCUCAGGCGGCCCCGAAUAUACCAACACGACUCAAAAAAGAACCUGUACUCGUCAUCACCGAUGAUACUGACUCUCAGCAUUUUAUUGUCUUGAGGUGAAACUAUCCCUGAAACGAGCGACUUUGAUGAACCCCCGCGACCAUAGUGAUCUGGCGAUGAACUCCCGACCGCUAGUCCGAAGUUUAUGGCAAGCAACAAGCACAGAAAUUCUAAAGCAACUUUUGAAAUAAAAAAUCACGGCCACACGGUAUCUUAGCUGUGGUGCGGAAAUUUUGUGAAAGAAAAGGUUUUGUUUUCAU
Amoebophrya sp. A120 is the source of this 2099-nucleotide messenger RNA. Lineage: Eukaryota; Dinophyceae; Syndiniales; Amoebophryaceae. The record is from the annotation of a GenBank genome assembly.